CACAGGCGUAUUAGACCCCCGAGGGCUGCUCAGGCACACUCCCUAGCUCCCCCCACUGAGAAGUAGUAUUUGACUGCGAGCGCAGAUAAGUUGUCAAACAGUUGACAGCUAAACUUCGACAAGCGGACCACACGCUUACUUGACACUUCAAGAAAACUUUCAUCCAACCCUACCACUUUUCAAAAAACACAAGACAGUCGGCGAACACGAACCUUUUCAUCAACUGCAACAGUUAGUUUACGGAAAUCAACAAGUUCCAAUUCUUAACCUCUAUCUCGUGCUAUUGUCUAAUCUCUGGAAGCAGCAAUUUUACGAGAACACCUCGCAACACCUGUCGAGUAGUGGAGUGCACACCAGACGUUUUGCGGAGAAAGGUGUAACAAUCGUGUAAUCUACCUGGUUAUUUAUCGAGGGAAAGCCUGUCGCAUGAAGCUAUCAGUUGGUCCCUGGAACAUGAAAAGGACAAUGAGUGAAUCAGAAAGUGACGAAUUAUUUGACGAGACCAUGAAGGGCUCACCCAGUCAAUCAUGCCCAGUGAGUGCACGGAAGAAGCGCAGAGGGAUCAUUGAGAAGAGAAGACGGGACCGAAUCAACAAUUCUUUAACCGAGCUCAGAAGGCUAGUUCCAGCUGCUUUUGAAAAACAGGGCUCUGCUAAGCUAGAGAAGGCUGAGAUUCUACAGAUGACAGUGGACCAUCUGAAAUACCUCCAUGCCAAAGGUAUUGAUGGAUCUUUUCACCCUUACGGUGAAGCCCAUGCGUACGCCAUGGAUUACCGUGUUCUAGGCUUCAGGGAGUGUGCUUCUGAAGUGGCAAGGUACCUCGUCACCGUAGAAGGAAUGGACAUUCAAGAUCCAUUGAGACUUCGGCUCAUGUCUCAUCUUCAGUGUUACGUGGCUCAGCGUGAGUUCCAGACACGACAACACUAUACAGUCUCUGGACACUCUCAGUUUCCUGCGCACACUCAUUCGCAGACUCCAGCGUUGCCGCCUCCACCUCACAGUGGUCCACAGCAUAACGCUGGAGGUGGAGGUGGUGCUACGUCGGAGCAUCAUCCAGCCAGUCUUCCUCCGGCCGUUACGUCUGUCAGUGAGAACUCACGUCAGAUGCUUCCCAUGAUCACGAGCACAAGUCAUGCAGAAACUCAACUGCAGACAUCUUGUCAUGGAAGACUACCCAUGCCAGCUCCUCCAACCGGUGUUGUAUCGUCAGCCCCCAUUGGAAACAGCCAGAGUAGUCAGCUAUCAACACAGAUAGCGCCCUCUCUGCCUAUCCACAGCCAGUAUUCUGUGCCAUACAACUCGUUGCCUGUCCUCUCACCCAAUGGCUAUACCGGAAGCCCUACCAGCACAUCGCUCAACUCACAUACUGCCCUGGUAUCCAAGCCAUAUCGUCCAUGGGGAACCGAAAUGGCCUACUAAAGACAUUUCAUUUCAACCAAAGAAAAAAAAAGGUACCCAUUAAUCGUGCUCUACACUCUGCAUGUGGGACUUAAAUUUUUCUAACGAAUGAUAAAUCCCUGAUAAUAUUUCUUUCAUAGUGUAAAAAAAGUAUGAUCUAGUACUUUUAUGAUGCAAUGCCCUACGAUUCUGGACCUAUAAUGUGUUACAUUUGACAGUUUUUCCUGUGUUCUUAUUUCUCCAAAUGUCAAUUUGAUAUUUUUGAUUGAUUUAUUAAAACUUCACCUUGAUGUCUCGUAUGGAAAUACACAAUGCAAAUGUCCUUACUGUUUUUGUAAAUUCUUUAUGUUCAUUGGCUUACCAAGCGAACCUUCAUUGUAUUGUAUUUUUCGUUGUUUUAGUUAUUGUAACUACAUGCAACAUGCAUGACUAUAUUAUUGUCUAUUUGAGGCAGAUAAGCAUUGCAAUAAAUGCGUGAAUAUUAUUUUCGUUGACCAUGUUGGCCGAUUAUGAGACGCAAUACUAUGAUAUCAAUUCAUCCAAGUAAAAACCAACAUUCCAGCAUCACCAGGCGCAUGCAGCGUCUGGUGAUAGAUAUAUGUGUGCCGCUGAAACAUUCCAAUUUAUCAUCUUAUAUUGCUUACUUGUUUUUCGUUUUUAAUUGAUUCCAUGUAAGAAAGAAAAAAAAGGCAGAUUUUGUAUUUAAGCGUUCGAUGAUUUCUGUAUCAUGAACCGAUUAUAACACAUAGAUACUCUGGGAAUGAACAGUUCAUAUUACAAGAGAAUCUAAUGUAAUGGUAUACACAUGGUAUAGGAAUCAACGAUUAGGUAGUUGUUAAAACAAGCUAAAUAUUUUCUCAUGUUGAGAAGAUUUCUCUUCAGUUAAUAGAAAUGAUAUGCCUGGCAGUUUCAUAUCUUUUCAAAUGUGUUCAAUCUCCACUUUUUAAAAUCAACUAUACAUAGCUUUAUUAUUUUAUGGAAAGCUAUUGUCACAGACUUGCUUAUCUAUUAAUAUUUUACAAGGAUACAAAUAAACAGUGACUUAUUAUCAAGAUCAAAGAAUGAAGUAAUCGUUAUAAAAGCAGUGAAAGUGCAACAAUUAUACCAAUUCUCAUUUCGUGGAAAGUGCAUAAUGACGAUCUAGAUACUCGUACUAUAAUCUCAGAUUUCUCGUGUUUUGAAUCAAAGAUGACUUGUGAUUGAUGGUUUAAUCUUCAUGAAACUAAAAAGAUUCAGCAUAACCUACUUUCGUAUUCAUCAAUCAUUCCUUUCCAAAAUAUUACUGUUAAAAUAUAGAUCGCCACAGUGGAUUAAAGAUGCAAUUCGUUAAAUCAUGAACUGUCGACAAUGUUCGACCCCCCAUGAUUAUGUAAAACCUUCCUGAAUUAGAAACGAUUGUCUCUCCCUAAAUUUCAUAUAAGCUGUGUAAUCCUCAAAGAAUAGAUUGAUGUAUGGGAUGCUAUAAAAAUAGGAGAGGGGGGGGGGGCGGACUUACAAAAUCUAUUACACUCUUUGAAACGAAGUGGACACUGUUCACUUGUUUAUUGAUGUAAUAUGUUGAUUCCUUGUUUCAAUGAUACACUCUAAAAAAAUAUUGGAGAAAAAUGCUCCGUGAGUGUAAAUAUGUGUCCAACCAACAUUGGGCAUUUUUAUUUUUCCAGUGUAAUGAAAAUUUUGCCCAUUCUAAAGUAAUUGCUGCUGUUGACGAUAAGCUUCCCUCAUCGGGUAAAAUACUGCUAAAAAUUGGUUGGACACAUGAUUACCCUCAUGCUGGUUAAAAUUUUACCCAAUCUUUUUAUACAGUGUACGUUGUUUAUGUUGCGUUUUUUGAAUAUAGAGUGUAA
Molecule: messenger RNA, 3242 nt
Organism: Lytechinus variegatus (green sea urchin)
Lineage: Eukaryota; Metazoa; Echinodermata; Echinoidea; Temnopleuroida; Toxopneustidae
Product: hairy/enhancer-of-split related with YRPW motif protein 1-like
Exons: 5
Coding region: 427-1419 (330 amino acids)
Biological process (GO): regulation of transcription by RNA polymerase II; regulation of neurogenesis; anterior/posterior pattern specification
Cellular component (GO): nucleus
Molecular function (GO): RNA polymerase II cis-regulatory region sequence-specific DNA binding; protein dimerization activity; DNA-binding transcription factor activity, RNA polymerase II-specific
Source: RefSeq, a predicted model, not a curated record